AUGACAGCAACUAUGUUAGUGGCGUAUCACGUUUUCGAUCUCGCUCGCCCUGGCAUCGCAACCCCGCGGACAUCGCAUUUAGGCCCUAUCGCCUUCCGCGUUCCACACGCUUCCCCCCACCGUCUCUCACACACUCCCCCACGCACACCCACGCUUCCUCUCACCGUCGCCCGAGCUCUUCCCCACCGUCGCCCGAGCUCUUCCCCACCGUCGCUCACGCUUCCCCUUACCGCCGCUCACGCUUCCUCCUGCCUUCACCAACGCUUCCCCACAUCGUCGCUCACGCCUUCCCCCACCUUCCCUCACGCUUCCCCGCUCAUCGCCUACGGUUCCUCCCACCGUCACUCACGCUUCCCCCCACCGUCGCUCACGCUUCCCCCCACUGUCGCUCACGCUUCCCCCCACCGUCGCUCACGCUUCCCCCCACCGUCGCUCACGCUUCCCCCCACCGUCGCCCACACUUUCCCCCACCGUCGCCCACGCUUCCCCCCACAUCGCCCACGCUUCCCCCCACCGUCGCCCACGCUUCCCCCCACCGUCGCCCACGCUUCCCCCCACCGUCGCCCCCGCUUCCCCUCUCAUCGUCCUCCCUGUCGCCUGGAAAUGAGCCUCCCCGCCGACCUCCCUUCUCUCCCACCUCUCUCCACGUCGGUUAUUCCCAGCCUGCACCAUCAGAUGUCGGCUCUUUCUCCCCCUCGUUCGUCUGCCUGCAUCCAGCGCUUCUCUUGUACUGCAGUGUGCCCCUGCCUCUUUGGCGCCUCAGGUGUUUCCUUCCUCCCUCGUCAUAUGGCUGAGUUACUCUGUCGUCCACGCUUCCCCCCACCGUCACCCACGCCUCCUCCCACCGUCGCCUAUGCUUCCCCCCACCGUCGCCCACGCUUCCCCCCACCGCCACCGUCGCCCACGCUUCCCCCCACCGCCACCGUCGCCCACGCUUCCCCCCACCGCCACCGUCGCCCACGCUUCCCCCCACCGCCACCGUCGCCCACGCUUCCCCCCACCGCCACCGUCGCCCUCGCUUCCCCCCACCGCCACCGUCGCCCACGCUUCCCCCCACCGCCACUGUCGCCCACCGCCAGUGGCCAGCAGCACCCUUCCGUCGCAUACACGUUCAUUUCCCCUUCCCUCAUCUCCCCAUUCCUCAUCUCCCCUUCCCUCAUCUCCCCAUUCCUCAUCUCCCCAUCCCUCAUCUCCCCAUUCCUCAUCUCCCCUUCCCUCAUCUCCCCAUCCCUCAUCUCCCCAUCCCUGACCUCCCCAUCCCUCUCCUCCCCAGCCCUCUCCUCCCCAUCCCACACCUCCCCAUCCCUCAUCUCCUCAUCCCUCAUCUCUCCAUCCCUCAUCUCCCCAAUCCGCCUCACCCCAUUCCGCCCCACCCCAUUCCACCCCACCCCAUUCUGCCCCACCCCUUUCUGCCCCACCCCAUUCCGCCCCACCCCUUUCCGCCCCACCCCAUUCCGCCCCACCCCUUUCUGCCCCACCCCAUUCCUCGUUUCCUCUUUUCCUCGUUUCCUCAUCCCUCCUUUCCCGAUCCCAUCAUUCCUCUGCCAAGUUUCACCCUCCUUCCCACCCUCCUCCCCAGCCUCUCUUCCUCCCCUCCCUUCUGCUUCUCCCCCAAGCAUCCUCCCUACCUCCCUUCCUCCCAUCAUCACUUCCUUCCUUUAUUCCUGCAUUCCUCACUUCCUUCCUCCGUUCCUCCUUUCCUUAUUUGCCAGUUGUCAUUCUUUUGCAUGCCUGCUUCCCUUAUACUUCAGCCACGUCACAUCUGACUUCUGGGUUUGUGAUGUGCUGGCUGUCUGA
Closterium sp. Naga37s-1 is the source of this 1797-nucleotide messenger RNA. The record is from the annotation of a GenBank genome assembly. Lineage: Eukaryota; Viridiplantae; Streptophyta; Zygnematophyceae; Desmidiales; Closteriaceae.